UUGGUGAAAAAUAUGGAACAUCAAAUCAAUAGAAAUUAACUGUUACAAGUCCUCCUUGCGUCUCUUUUUAAACUCAAAUAUCCAACAAAGAUGCAACAGUGCGCUCGAUACGAAACAGCUGAUUAUUUAAUCAAAACUUCGUAGUUAAAGUACGAAAUAUGCCACGAUUCUAUAACUUUUUUAGCAAGGGGAAAUGUUCUGUGAUUGGGAUGAUACAUGUUGGUGCAUUACCUGGAACACCUUUGUAUAGUGGUAAUACCAAAAAUAUUAUAAGUAAUGCAAUAGAAGAAGCGAUAAUUUAUAGUGAAUAUGAUAUUGACGGUAUAUUAGUAGAAAAUAUGCAUGACAUUCCAUAUGUAAAGCCCAAAGAUUUAACUCCUGAAACUACAGCAAUAAUGACCAGAAUUUGCACAGAAGUAAGGAAAGUAUUACCUCAAUAUAUACCCUGUGGUAUACAGAUUUUGGCAGGAUGUAACAAGGAAGCCAUAGCUGUAGCAAAGGCAGCAAAUCUUCAAUUUAUCAGAGCAGAAGGGUUUGUCUUUUCUCAUAUCGCAGAUGAGGGUUUUACAGAUGCAUGUGCUGGCUCUUUAUUAAGAUAUAGAAAACAAAUUGAUGCAGAUGAUAUUCUUAUUCUUGCUGACAUUAAAAAGAAGCAUAGUUCACACGCAAUCACUUCUGAUGUAAGUUUAUCAGAGACAGUAAAAGCAGCAAAAUUUUUCUUAGCUGAUGGAAUAAUACUGACAGGGAUUACCACCGGUGACCCAGUUAAUGUAUCAGAAUUUACAGAGAUUAAACAGAAUAGUAAAAUACCAGUUCUUAUUGGUUCUGGCGUUAAAAAAAACAAUAUAAAAAAUUAUUUAUCCUCUGACGCUGUAAUUGUUGGAUCGCAUUUUAAAAUCAAUGCAAAUUGGCAAGAAAGAAUUGAUAAAAACAAGGUGAAGGACUUUAUGGCAAAAAUGAAAAUCCUGCAAUAAAGAUUACA
Messenger RNA from Bombus impatiens (common eastern bumble bee), 982 nucleotides. RefSeq lists its product as uncharacterized. NCBI's taxonomy places the organism in Eukaryota, Metazoa, Arthropoda, Insecta, Hymenoptera, Apidae. The transcript is spliced from 7 exons. The record is from RefSeq and is a predicted model, not a curated record. Bases 159 to 974 code for a protein of 271 amino acids.